This is a messenger RNA of Phycomyces blakesleeanus NRRL 1555(-), 6741 nucleotides long. RefSeq names its product Homeodomain-like DNA binding domain-containing transcription factor. The record is from RefSeq and is a predicted model, not a curated record. Gene Ontology annotation, cellular component: transcription factor TFIIIC complex. Gene Ontology annotation, molecular function: DNA binding. The transcript has 16 exons. NCBI's taxonomy places the organism in Eukaryota, Fungi, Mucoromycota, Mucoromycetes, Mucorales, Phycomycetaceae. The coding region runs from base 1 to 6741 and encodes 2246 amino acids. Gene Ontology annotation, biological process: transcription initiation at RNA polymerase III promoter; 5S class rRNA transcription by RNA polymerase III.
AUGGUGCGUGGAAAAUUGUUUAAUGAAGGACAAAAUCAGUGGAAAAAGCAGAUGAACUGUAUUUUGGACAUUUAUGUGAAAGAUGAAAACCACCCCUACCGAUUCACACGAAAUCUCUCAAAAACGAAGUAUAGUGUUAUCCGUUCCUCAAUUGGAAGUAUUUGGACAUAUGUAGAAACAAUCACAAGCCAAGAAAUAUCUGAGCAUAGCGAAGAUAAAUUUGCACAUCCACAAAUCGAUUUAGCAUAUCAGAAUUAUGUAUGGCGUUUCUUGAGACUUCUUAAAGACUUGCAGUUCUUUGAACGAAUUGACGAUGAUCUGUCAGAUAAAUCAUCGCUUGAAGCUAGCCCAUCACAAUUAGCAAAAUUGAAAUCUUCGGCCUCGGAAAGAAAUGAAUCUGAAAUCUCUUCUUCAUGGACACAGUCAGAAUCCAAAAAUGAGAAAGAGAAAGAAUCCCUAAGCCAUCCAAAGAACGAAAAAAACUCUAAUACGAUUGAGAGGAUCCCGGAUGUACCAAACAGCUAUAUACUUAUCCCUAAUAUUGCAAAAUUGGAGUAUAAUCAAGUCUUAAACUUAUUUGGAUCACGCUUGUAUGCUGUUGCCAAAAAAGAAAUUCAAAAUAAGGAAUUGUUUAAAGAUGUGCCUCCUGGCCCUUUAUUGUCAAAUAAUACAAUAGCUGCUCUAAAAGUAAUUAUACAAUCCCGGCACAAUGGAGUUAGUCAGCAUACAUUGGCUGAUUUGCUUAAAUUCGACUCUCGUGCCACUGGACAAUAUUUGAGAGUAUUGGAACAAAAAGGUGCAAUUUUCCGGAAUGUUUCUACAUUAAAUGGCGCAAAUCUCAAUUUGUAUACUCAUGUUCGCUUUGGUAAACCUGCUAAGCGUAACGACGGAGUAGCGAAAGAAACUUCUGCGGAAACAGUGGAUAGCUGCUGUGCCUACAACACAAACAGACUUGGGAUUGCUUACUCGCACGAACUUUUACUUUCCAAAAUUAUCGAUUUACUAAACAAAGCUCCAAAUGACUCUAUAUCCAGCAACGAGAUUCUUAGUAGUCUGGACUUCAAUUUAAAUAAUACAAGUGUCCAAAACUGGUUAAAUCGUGCUAUUGAUACAUUUUGCUUGAAAGGACAUUUACAAAAACUCAACUUUCGGGAUACAUCAAAGAGUAAAAAUAAUCAAUCCGUAAAACUUCCCAAGAAUCAAGACGAAAAAGAAUCCCGCCCUAAUUAUAUAUCAUCUAAAAACAUUAAAUGCGAACAAAGGCACUGUAUCGAACUUCCGGUUAUAAAGGCAAAAGCAUGUACUCCAUAUUCAACCAAACUAUUACGAGAUGUAACUCUCGAACAUCAAAUAAUAAUGGUCCUGCGUAAAUCCGGUACAAAAGGUGAUAUUGCCAAAGAAAUUGGCUGUGAAAAUACUUCUCCAUUUACUCGAAUCAUGGACAAACUUGUCAAUCUAGAUGGAGUAGGAAAAGAAUCAUACGCUGCAUAUCGGCAUCUUGAAUCCAAAGGACGUAACAGACAGUACCGUUAUUAUACGUACACUGCUUAUAAGAAAGUCAUUGAUAACAUUGAUAUUGACGAUGAAUUCCAUAUCCCAUCCCCUUUCACUGACAGCGACAUGGUCGAAUUCGAUUACUUAUCUAUUCGAUCUAAGAUUCCAGCUACAAGGAACUCGGGAAAUCAAUUAAACUCUACGACGUCUAGUAAAAAGAUAACACUUUCCAAAAAUACUCAGUCUCAGCAAAAACAUGCUGAGGUCGACAUUCAUAAAGAAAAUUCGGCACGUAUAUCACAUCUCGAACCAGAAAGUAAUGCUUAUGUACCUUCAAACCUCAAAAAAGCAACAAAAACACCUUCAAAACGUUCAGCCGAGAAAUCAAGUGAAGAAAAUAAUCCGAAUGAAACCCCAAAUCCAAGGCAGAAACGUACUAGGAAUAUCACUCAGCCGAAUGAGACUAAACCUGCUUUACCCAAACGAAAUACUAGAAGCUCUAUAUUAGCAAGCAACACUCUACUUCGAGAAACAAGUGUUGAAGAAACUUUUAAUUCCGAGCCUUCUGAUGUAGCAGUCGUUCCAACCAACAAGGCACUUUCUUGCAAUUCGGGCAAUGACAUAGGGAUGAAUAAUCCAGAUCUGGAAUCUGUGCUUCAUCUUAAGCCCCAAGAGAAAUCUAGAUAUCCCAAACGUAGCACCCAGGAUACUCGUGGAUCUGUUCAUCCUGAUGAUUCGGUUACAGAACCAAUCAACAUCCUUACGCCGAAAUCUCAAGAAUCUGUAUUAUUGGUAUUGAAGGAUAAAACAGAAAAAAAGGCUGCUACUAAGCCUGUGACUACUGCAAUUUUGGAUAAUAAGGAAUCCUCCUUUGUGGAAAAUACUCAAAAUGGAUUAGAAUCAGGGCAAGCUACAAGUCAUUCGAGUCCAGACGUUGACAGACAAUCUGUCGAUCUUACCAACCUUCUAGAAAAUUCCAAUAAAGUCAAUGUCAUUAAAGGCGGUGUGGGUAAAAUACCGAUAGACAAUACCGCUGCUAAAAAAAUGUUGGAUAAAAAAGCACCAAGAAAAACAAGGUCAAGAACGACACUUCAAACUAAGCAAGCCGAUAAACCUAUCUCUGUCCCUACUCGAUCUUCAAAAAGACUGUUCGAAAGUACUAGUAAAAUAUCCGACUUCUUUUCGAAGGCACCUCUUAAGAAAACACCAGCCAUUUUACCAAAGACAACAACUUAUCCACUUGUUGAAUCAGCCCAAAAUCCUUCGCAUGAUUCAGUGACUGAACCAAUCAUCGAGCACUUACAAAAGGACUCGUCAAAGGUAGUAACUGCUCCUGUUAAGUCACAGUACAAACCCCAACAAGAAGCAACAAAUGACCGAAUCCAAUCGAUUAAUGCGGAAGAAGCAGAAAAGAGUAUAUCUACAAAGCCAUCGGAUAUAAAGAAGCAUACCGGGAAACCUGGUCCAGAAACCCCUGAUGAAGACAUGAUCAACGUAAUACCAGAAAUCAGAAAAAGACUUAGUUCUACAGAAGACAGUCCGUACAGUAGUGCUUCUGAAUUCCCAGAAAGUGAGAUUGCAAAUGUCUCUGGAAAAGAAGAACCUUCAAAUUCUUCUGAACACCAAAAGAAAAAAAGAAAAAAGUCUUCUCCUCACUUAAGAGAACCACAUAAUAGACUGUCCAAAAAAGAAAUGCAGGUCAACUACUAUUUGGAACAGCGUAAAAAGGUUUUUAUGGCUCUUUUGGAGGAAUGCCCAAUCUAUGUACGUAAUCACGCAUUCAGAAAUCUAUACUGUGAUAAGUUUACCGAACUAUUCGGCGAAAUAAACCCCUCAAAAACAAUUUGCCUGAAAACUAUAUGGAGAACUGCUAAAGAACUUCACAAAGACGGGUUGGUCGAAACGAAGGAAAUUUCUACCACUCUCAUGAGCGGAGCAAUCAUGAAGAGAGGCGUUUUUUACCGCAAAGGGUUAGACCUGGAUGGCCCUGAGUUAAAGAGUUAUACUUCCAUCUGGAACAAAGACCAUUUUGUUUACCCUGGAACAUACUCUAUAAAGAAAUUCGAAAAGAUUGAAAAACCAGUAGAGCGUCUUACAGAACGCCUAGGACGAAUGGAGAAAGAUCUUGAAAAAGCCAAAAACAACAAUUCGGUCGAAGUUAAGGAGAUCGAAAAGAAGAUUACGAAUAUGAAGCAAAACAUCAAUAACUCAAAUGCCGAUGAGAUUUCUACUCAUAGACCCUCAACAGGCUCUUACGGAAAUUGGAUGAUCAUUGGUAUGCAACUUGGCUACAUGUGUGCCAAGAACAUUAGGUGCAAAUUACUCCACCAGUUCUUUAUCGAGAUUUUUGAAAGAAACUUACCGGGGGUCGAUUCUAAAACUCGGUGGAUCUCAAUCAGAGCAAUUGUCGAACAAAUGACGUUGGCAGAUUACUUUACGCUUAUUGGAUUCUUUCAAACAGACAAUGAAAUGAGAGAGUUCAUAAAAAAUCCUAAAAACAAAAGUGUGAAGAUCCUUAACCUCCCGAAAAACAUCCGUCUAAUUAUUUUCUCGGAUAAAAACAGGCUCAGGCGUCGCAUUUGUACCCUCUUAGAAGUUCUAGAGUGGCUAAAUCUAAUCAAGAGAGCACCCGGGGGUGCAGAUAAACUUGACCUACCACCGAACCAAAUUGUAUCUGAUGAAACUUCUUAUAUCGUGCUUGAUCAUGUGUCAACAUUCGACCUUAUGGAUCCGGAGCGACGCACUAUACACCAUUAUGAAAUUCGUGAUGCAGGUGAUAUACAUGUCUAUUGGAGUGAUCUCCAGUAUAUUUGUAACAAAAUCGAGAAUGAACGACCAGAUUUCAGUAAAGUUAACUUAUCUGAGGAGGAUAAAGCUCGUAUUCUCUCACUAAUAUCGGCGAAAAACUGGAGUACAACUUUUAUGUUUACGGAUGCACAGAGGACAGCCCUUAAUGCCUAUAUAAACCCAAAAAACGGAAUGACACCUUUAAGAAAUGUCCCACUUUGUAAGAAAAUUGCAAGGAAACUCGGACUUGAAAAUCCCAUAAUUCAAGGCUACUUCAGAAAAAUAGAGCAAGCUUUCGUAAGAAAAACCGAAAAGAAGUUUUUGCGAGUAAUUGAACGAGAAAAUGGCACCGAUAUACGUGGCAAGAAAAGGAGCCGCUCCAAAAUGUUUAGUGAAAACCCAAAUAUCACACUUCGCACAACCCAGCCGUUUAAAAGACGCGUUUAUUCUACAGGUGCUAUUCGCAUGGCGAAGAGAGCCAUUAGUAAAGGUGAUGGUGAUAUUACAACUGACACUGGAAGCCAACCUAUGGGUUUGUACCAUGAUACUGCUGACGAAACCCCCGUUGUUGGAGAAGCCGAUUUUAAGGAAUAUACUGAUAGACCUGCUUUCAAUCGUAUCCCUUGGAGUGAAGAUGAAGAUGAGCUGCUCGUUUACUGUUAUGUUAUUCUUAAACAUCGGUCUGAGAAUGACCGUAUGCGGUGGACUCUGGCAGUACCAUUCUUUCCGGAGCGGAACAGACACAAGAUGCGCGGACGUUUUUCAAAAAUUAUAUUAAUCCCAUCUUAUCAGAGAAAGAUAUUUAAUAUGAUGAAAUUGUGGAAAAUACUUUAUGAAGAAGGCGUUGCAACCGGCAGAAUUAAGGAACUCCCAGAGGGUAUUUCAAAGCAGACUUUUGGUAUUUCAGACGAGCUUAUUUAUUUCCUCGAAAGAUCUAGGGAUAUAUCAGAAAACAAUUUACCUACCAAUUCUUUGAAUUUGCCCUGCAAACCUAUUGAAGGAGUCAACUUCCCCAAAAUAUCAAAGCUCGAUGAAAAGGUUUUCUUAGAAGACAACUAUCACAGGGCAGUCAGCAGGAAGUCUAGACAAGAUAUAAUCUGCUCAGUCACAUGUACUGCGAAAUUUUCGGAUAAAAAUGGCUGGGAUACUGUCCUUACAGACCAUCCCACAGAAACGAAUAUCAAACAAAGGCAAAUAAUGUUUUUGAAGGGUUUCCACAAAAUGGUGCUGCUUACACCGGAGGAGUACUACGAUACUUUUUAUGUAUAUGCCAUAAUGAACCAGAUGCCCCGAGGACUUUCAGCAUUGGUAGCAACAGAACAAAGAAUAGAAGGAAUUGUAGCUAGGCUCAAGUCAACAAAUUUCCGUAAGCUUCCAGGUACACUUUUUGGUAUAUCUGACCGCUUUACACGUCGCAUGAGUGGAACAUUCCCACAUAAUUAUUACCAGAAAGCACGAGAGUACUUUAAUCACAUGCUCCAAAAUAAAGGCCUUGAAGUAUCCCCUACCUAUCUCAACAGUGGUAUAAUGGGAUGCUUGUUGGAUCAAUUUUCCGAUGGAAAGAAACAGCUUGUAUUUUCUAUAAAAGACUUUGAGGAAUUUUCGAAACGACCUUCAUUAAAUUUCCAUUCGAGCCGUUCUGUUGAUUCAGCACGACUUGACUUUGAUAUUAUGGUCAAGACUCAUCAGCAUCAGGAACAAGAAAAUAUACCAGAGCAUGUCGAGUACAAUUCUACUGCGAUACUUCUUACUCAAGAUGCUUUUGAAUCCGCAUACAAUAAUUUAAAACACAUGAAUAACUGCUUACAGACUCUUAUCGACGAUAUUGUGGCUGCUCUUUCUCUCGCAAAACACGAUGGCUUAUCUAUCCUUGAAAUCAAAAAUGUCAUACCAUUACGCCAAAAAAUCCAGGACUCGGACAUCCGUAAGGCUAUCCAUAUCAUGACUGAACAUAGCCCUCCUUUGGUAGCUUAUGUUGGCUAUGAGGCAUAUCGACUUGUUUUAACCACAUGUCUUGAUCAAUGGGUGGUAAUACCAAGUACUGCAUUCCGAAAUAAGGGAGACAAUGAGGAAAAUUCUAGUAAAUAUGAAUCUUUAGCGGUAAAAGGUGUUGUCAACUUGCGCAUAUGGAAUGAUGUCAAUGGAACAAGAACCGAGUCUGUGUGGAAUGGUUGUGUUGGUGCUGUUACUGAUCUCAUUAUUAAUAAGCCUGGAAUUACGGAAGCCAACAUAGAACGUUUUUUCAAACACGUAUUGGUUCGCACAGAGAUUCAAGACUUGCUGAAUACUCUAGUAAAGCAAAAGAUCCUUCGAAAACUAGUUAUGAGUACUACCAAACAGAAGGCUAGUCUAUUUGGAAAAAACUUAAUUAUGGAAACAACAGAACCUGAUCAGAUUCAAGCCUUAAAAAGAACGUGUUACUGGGUAAUCUCUGGAUAUUAUACAAGAAUCAAAGCAUGA